AUUAUCUAUAAUUUUUAUUCUUUAAAAGUUUUCAUUUGUUUUAUUGUUUAUUUCGAGUUAAUCGACUAACGUAGUUUAUAUAUUUUCGAGACUCUCAUUUCCGGUUAGUAAAAUAGUUCUCUUCAAUCAAGAUGGCCCCCAAACCGAAACCUACGGAGAAAACAAGCAAGGCUUCUGAAAAGAAAUCAGAAAAGAAAACUGAGAAGAAACCGGCGUCAAUUGCAGCUUCUUCCAAAGUAACAAAACCAGCAUCGAAGCCUACCGCUGCAAAAAAAGCAGCUGGUACAAAACCUGCAAGUACUGCUAAACCUGCAGCAAAACCUGCAGCUAAGCCUGCACCAAAAGUAGCAGCCAAGCCUCUAAUUUCAAAACCUAAAAAAAAUGCACAAACAGCAAAGAAAACGCCUAAGGGAGGCAAGCCAGCAACACCUCUUAAAAAAGCCCUUAAGACUCAAAAAAAGAUUCUGAAAGGUGUACAUGGAUCUAGAGUAAGAAAAAUUAGGACUUCUGUUCAUUUCCACCGGCCAAAGACAUUUAGGCCUCCAAGAAAUCCUAAGUAUGCACGAAAAUCUGUACCCAAUAGAAGUCGAAUGGAUGCAUUUAACAUCAUCAAAUUUCCUUUGACUACAGAAGCAGCGAUGAAAAAAAUAGAGGACAAUAAUACAUUAGUUUUUAUUGUACAUACGCGUGCAAAUAAAUAUCAUAUCAAAUCAUCUAUUAAAAAGCUUUACGAGGUCGAUGUGGCAAAAGUGAAUACACUUAUUAGGCCAGACGGUAAAAAGAAGGUAUAUGUGCGUUUAACGCGUGAUUAUGAUGCUCUCGAUGUUGCCAAUAAGAUUGGCAUUAUAUAAAUACGUUUAAUGAAUAAUUAUAAAAUAUAAAAAAUUGUCUGUAUUGAUAAUAAAUCUAAUACAGUUCA
Molecule: messenger RNA, 919 nt
Organism: Polistes canadensis
Lineage: Eukaryota; Metazoa; Arthropoda; Insecta; Hymenoptera; Vespidae
Product: 60S ribosomal protein L23a-like
Biological process (GO): translation; ribosomal large subunit assembly
Cellular component (GO): cytosolic large ribosomal subunit; ribosome
Molecular function (GO): structural constituent of ribosome
Source: RefSeq, a predicted model, not a curated record